AUAAUUGUGAUAAGAUAAGAAGACUCUUUUAAGUGGAAAAAAAUAAUUUCACAGCACAUUUGUAAGAAAGAUUUCCAGAAGAAUAAAAGACAAAAUGGAUCAAAAACAAAUUCCACAAGAUCAGACAUCGCAUAUCGGAUUUCAACCACCACCAGCUUAUGAUCAACAUCAAUUUCAACCUCAGCAACCAUAUCAACAUCAGUCGAUACCGCAGCAUUCAAUCCCUGUACAGAACCAACCGCAAGUUGUUACAGUGAUUACUGGGGACUAUUUUGGACCUAAUCCAAAAUCAAUCACAUGUUCAAGUUGUCGUCAAAAUGUAGUUACACGCGUCGAUUUUGAGUCGUCAACAAAAACUCAUCUGGUAGCUGCUGUUAUUUGUCUGGUGUUCUGGCCAUGUGUUUGUGUACCUUAUCUGACUGACUCUUGCAAAAAUGCAAACCAUUAUUGUCCUCAUUGCGGUGCAUACCUUGGAAGCUACAGGGGAUAAUUAAUGAAAUAAAAUUUAUAUAAAUAAUCUUCACGUUUGUUUAUUAAACAAUCUCCUGAAAAUCUAUUUAAAUUUAUCUAAUAAACCUGAUUUAUAAUAUGAAAAUAUCUAUCAAAUAUUUUGUUUUUACUCGUAAGCCAUAUUUGUAUGAAAAAAUCUGAAAGAUAACUUGAUGGAUCAACACAGAAAUGAUAAGAAAGUCUCAAUAAAAAUAGAUAGCAAGUUUCAGUAGGAACUUUUUCGCUCACAACAUUAGUUGUCAGUUUUUAUUUUAUAAAGUGUGAUUAAUUAUUCAAGUUAUUAAUAAAUAAAAUGUCAGCACCACCACCUUACACAGAAAAUUCACAUCAAACGUAUCAAGCUCCUGUGACUGUGAUUACACAUCAACCGAUUCCAACUAAUCAUGUUGUGCUGCAGACAAUACAAGUUGGUCCAGGACCAUCUCUGAUGACAUGUCCGAAUUGUUUAAGAACGAUAACAACAACAGUCGAUUACGAAAUAUCAGGAAGAACUCAUUUGUGUGCUUUAGGAUUGUGUUUAAUUGGUUUCUGGCCUUGCAUUCCAAUUCCAUAUCUCUGCUGUGGUGGAUGUUGCAAAAGAACUGUACAUACAUGCCCAAAUUGCCGGCACUACAUUGGAAGUUUUUAAUCAUCGUUCAAUAAGCUUUAAAAAUGAAGUUUUUUAUUAUUCGUAAUUUCUAAUUUAUUUCGUUGCAUGACCUAAAAUGUGAGCUUGUUGACCACAACAAAAAUAAUAAGAAAAUUGAGUUCUAGAAAUGUCAGAAUUCAAUGACGAGAGUUUUUGCAACAAUUUUUGAAUUUUUAUUAUGCAAUAAAAUAUUCUAUUGAUCAAAUAAAAAGAUAAUUGGCAAUGAUUGAAUAAUAUUUUUCAGAAAUGUUCAAAGACUGAAGUUAGAGGCAUUUGAAGAACAAGAGAAAUGAAUCUCUAACA
Clunio marinus is the source of this 1441-nucleotide messenger RNA. NCBI's taxonomy places the organism in Eukaryota, Metazoa, Arthropoda, Insecta, Diptera, Chironomidae. The record is from the annotation of a GenBank genome assembly.